AUGCCUCGCUGGACGGUGCACUUGGAGGGGGGUCCCCGGCGGGUGAAUCAUGCUGCGGUAGCGGUUGGACAUCGAGUGUUUUCCUUUGGCGGUUACUGUUCUGAAGAGGACUAUGAGACUCUGAGGCAGAUUGAUGUCCAUGUCUUCAAUGCCGUGUCUCUACGUUGGAGAAAACUGCCUCCUGUCAUUGGAUGUCAGUCUAAGGUUCCCUACAUGAGGUACGGCCACACCGCUGUGCUCAUCGAUGACAUCAUCUACAUCUGGGGGUGGCCGCGCAAUGACACCGAGGGGGCUUGUAAUGUCCUCUACAUAUUCCACACAGGAACCGAGCAGUGGGCCACCCCCCAGGUGACAGGACAGAUUCCUGGAGCUCGGGACGGGCACUCUGCCUGUGUCCUGGAGAGGACCAUGUAUAUCUUUGGAGGAUAUGAACAGCUGGCUGACUGCUUCUCCAAUGAUAUUCACAAGCUGGACACCAAAUCCAUGAGCUGGGCGCUAGUGAAGGCCAAAGGCUCAGCAGCUCGCUGGAGAGAUUUCCACUCAGCCACUGUGAUUGGUCAGAAGAUGUUCGUGUUUGGCGGCCGCGCGGAUCGCUCCGGACCAUUUCACUCCAACAGCGAGAUCUACUGCAACCGCAUCCGAGUGUUCGACCUCAUGACCGAGAGCUGGCUGGAUGCAGCCCAGUCCACAGCGCCCCCCGAAGGGAGGAGGAGCCAUUCGGCCUUUGCAUAUCACGGGGAGCUGUAUGUGUUCGGUGGAUAUAACGCCAGACUGAACCGUCACUUUCAAGAUCUGUGGAAAUACACCCCAGAUUCGGGUCGCUGGCAGCGUGUGGAGGUCCAGGGAAAAGGUCCGUGCGCUCGGCGCAGACAGUGCUGUUGCAUUGUAGGUGACAAAAUCCUGCUUUUUGGAGGCACCAGGUAA
Staurois parvus is the source of this 924-nucleotide messenger RNA. The record is from the annotation of a GenBank genome assembly. NCBI's taxonomy places the organism in Eukaryota, Metazoa, Chordata, Amphibia, Anura, Ranidae.